This is a messenger RNA of Prorocentrum cordatum, 420 nucleotides long. Lineage: Eukaryota; Dinophyceae; Prorocentrales; Prorocentraceae. The record is from the annotation of a GenBank genome assembly.
AUGUGCAAGGUGAAGUUGGAGCCCAACGUCAUCUUCAGCUACAGUGUUGGGCUCAGCGCGUGCCAAAAGGGAGAUCAUUGGCAGCUGGCUCUAGCGCUGCUCAGCGGGAUGUUGGAGGCGAAGUUGCAUCCCAACGUCAUCUUCAGCUACAGCGCCGGGGUGAGCGCGUGCGAGCGAGGAAAGCAGUGGGAGCGGGCACUGACGCUGCUCAGAGAGAUGCGGGGGGCCAGGGUAGAUCCCGACGUCGUCAUCUACAGCGCUGCGGUCAGCGCUUGCAGGUCAGGCGAGCAGUGGGAGCGGGCCCUGGCGCUGCUCAGCGAGAUGAGGGAGGCGAAGUUCCGGCCGAACGUUGUCUCUACAGCUCUGGGAUCUCCGCGUGCGAGACAGGAAAGCAAUGGGAGCGGGCCCUGGCACUUCUGA